Molecule: messenger RNA, 1554 nt
Organism: Cynocephalus volans (Philippine flying lemur)
Lineage: Eukaryota; Metazoa; Chordata; Mammalia; Dermoptera; Cynocephalidae
Gene: GFY
Product: golgi associated olfactory signaling regulator
Exons: 3
Coding region: 1-1554 (517 amino acids)
Source: RefSeq, a predicted model, not a curated record
AUGAAACCGUCCAGCCCGAUCCUGUUCCUCCUCGUCUUCCUCCUCGCCUGGCUGGGUUCCAAGGCUGCCCCCUCGGCCUCUCCGCCUUCGGGCUCCGACUUCCCGGGGAUGGGCCACCCCUUCAAAACCUCCCCUUGUGCUACUGAAAAUUCCACUAGAGAUCGGCCUCACCCAGAAUUCCCUGAGACUUCUCAUCUUGAGCCCUCCAAGACACCUCAUGCAGUUUCCCCUGAGACCUCCCCCCUUGACUUCACUGAAAUCCCUAACUCUGACCUCCCAGAAAGGACACAUCCAAAGUCUCCUGGGACCCCCAAGCCUGACCCACUCACAACCUCAAUAUCAGAAUCUGUGGACACUGCAAAAACUAACCCCUCCAAAAUGACACACACAGAAUUUUCUGAGACCUCCAAAUAUGACCCAACUGAAAUUCCACACCCAGGAUUUCCUGAGACCCCCAAACCCAAUCCCUCCAAAACUUCACACCCAGAAUUUCCUGAGACCCCAAACAUUGACCUUAUGUUAACUACACACCAAGAAUCCCCAGAGAUUCCCAAACUUAACGCCACUGAAAUCUCACAUACAGAAACCCAUGAGACCGCAAAUCCUGACCCCACCAAAACCCUUGACCCCAAAUCUCCAGAAACCCAUGACCCUGACAUUACUGAGUCCCCAAACACUGCAUUACCCCAGACCCUCCAUCCUGACCCUACUGAAAGCCCCCACCUUGAAUCCCAUGUGACUCACAACCCCAGCCCCAAUAAAAUUCCCCAAACAGAAUUCCCCACAACCCACUACCAAGAUGCAACCGUGAUCCCCAUGACCUCUGACCCUGAAAUCUCCACUACUCUUUACCCAGAAGCGCCUGCACCCUUCAAGGAUGAAGCUACUGCCCUAAAUGAGUUGCCUCUGAAUCCCAAACUAGAAACCCUUCCAGCCACCCAGCCUGACUCCCCUAAAUUGCCCACCUCAGAGCCUCCAGGGACCAUUGAGCUGAAGGCCUCCCAGAACUCUGGCCCUAAAGGGCCUGUCGCCCCUCCUCCCUCAUCCCGGAUUGCAGGGCCCCCUGCUCCUCCGGGGCCCCCCAAUGAGCUGGACCCUGCCGCUCCGCGAGCCCCCCAGCGGCGCAGCCGAGGUGAGAGAGUCAACACCAUCAUCGUGGUGGAACGAGUGAAGGAGACCGGCGUGACUGUGGUGGGGCGCCCUCGCGGCGCUGCAGGCGGGGCGCUGUGCCUGUUCUUUGCGGGCACCGGGCUGCUGAUCGGCAUCUUCCUUCUGCUGUGGUGUCUCUACCGCCGGGCAGCUCGACACCGGCCCUUCGCGCACCACCGGCUUCCGGACAACGGAGAUGAACAGGUUGUGCAUUUGGACGCCCCGAAGGACCCCUACGACCUCUACUUUUAUGCAUCGGAUGCCUGGGUCCCUUCGCACAUCGCCACCAAGCAGCCGCCACCCACACCCCCGCUGCCACCCAAGCUGCCCCCGCCGCCUCGCGGGGGCCGCCCCCAGCGCUUGGAGGCACUGUCCCCCGCCACUCUCCCCAACAACUUCGUGUGA